Aureobasidium pullulans EXF-150 is the source of this 2311-nucleotide messenger RNA. RefSeq lists its product as uncharacterized. The record is from RefSeq and is a predicted model, not a curated record. The coding region runs from base 120 to 1928 and encodes 602 amino acids. Gene Ontology annotation, cellular component: nucleus; CAF-1 complex. Lineage: Eukaryota; Fungi; Ascomycota; Dothideomycetes; Dothideales; Saccotheciaceae. Gene Ontology annotation, biological process: nucleosome assembly. The transcript has 4 exons.
CACACUUUCUUCGACACAACACCUGCAACCCGCCGGGCAUUGACCUGUCGCCGUCUAAUUUACGUAUAACCGAUUCUGAUCUUCUUCACCAUCACAUUGUCUCUCUGUCAUCACGAACCAUGACCGACGCCAUGGACAUCACUUCACCAGAGCCGUCGCGUAAACGCUCUCUACCCGACGACGACCAGACCUCCGUGUCCAAGUCAGAGAGUCAGGUACCGACACCGCCGCUCACCGCUAGUCCCGCCAACCAGGACACAAUUCGUCGAGCCAGUCCUGCUCCAAGCAGUUCGGCCCUGAGCAGUGCUGCAUCGGCAGCUGGCGAUCAACCUGCAGACCCCAAUGCUCCGCCAAAGAAAAGAGUAAAGCUCACACCUGCUGAGAAAGAAGAGAAGCGUUUGAAGAAGGAAGAGAGCGACAAGGUCAAGGCCGAGGCCAAGCUCAAAAGAGAAGAGGAGAAGCAAAAGAAGGACGAGGAAAGACGUCGCAAAAAUGAGGAGAAGGAAGCAAAGCAAAGGGAGAAGGACUUGAAGAAAGCGAAAGAGGAGGAAGAGAAGUUGAAGAAAGCAAAGGCGCAACCCAAAAUCGCGUCCUUUUUCAAGAUGCCUUCCUCGCAGAAGUCUCCAGCAACCCCUACAAAAGUCCCGCCUACUCCUGUCAGACAGGAAAGCACUGCAUCGCAACCUCCCGAAUCCUCCGAUGUUCCCAUGACAUCUCCCACACCUCAAACGUCACCGAAACAGACUGAUUACCAGAAGAUGUUCCUGGCCUUUCAGUUGAAGGCUCAUACUAAAUGUGCCCCUCAACUGCCGUUGCUUAACGCCGGUGAGCUCGAGUCUUCACACAAAGAGAUGGACAAGCUUCUACAACGCAUCUCCAAGAAGGAACGCUCCGCCAUGUCGCCCGCUUCCUCUCUACAGUCUCUCUUCUCCAAGGAGCGAACGCGUUCACGUGGACUCUGGCAACCAACUGCACGUGAGGUCAUCGAGUCAUUACAAGGCUCGUCACAAGCUCCCAUUGACUUGACCGACGAAUCGGGCGAGCACUAUCGUCCCACAGACCUUCUCGACUCUUUGAUUGUCCGCCAUCUCCACUUCGGCGAGGACGUGAGACCGGCGUACUUCGGUACCUACUCACGGAAGGUCUCUUCGACAAACGCUACUAAGCUACGCAAGAACCCGUUCAGCAAGCUCCGCCAGGACACUGACUACGACUAUGACUCGGAAGCAGAAUGGGAAGAGCCUGAGGAGGGUGAAGAUAUUGGCUCUGAUGGCGAGGAAGAUGAAGAGAGUGUGGGUGAUGCCGAAGAGAUGGAUGAGUUCCUGGACGAUGAUGCUGCCGACAACAAGAGGCACAUGAUCACCGGCGACCUUAAGCCUGUCAGCACAGGUCUUUGCUGGGAAAACGCUCAGGGCGUAGUCGUUCCAUCGACUGAGGAGUCACCUGUCGAUCUCGACAGCAUGAAGAUCGACUUCCUCAUCCCUCUCACUCAACCAUCCAUCAAUCCCUUCUCGACUGCUUACUGGCAGACUCCACUAACAUCAGCCGUUGUGGCUUCCAAAGUCAUCGGUGCUCAGACGCAGUUGGAUGGCAAGAUGAAACCACCCAAGCUCCCUCUGAUGCAAAGAUCGAACACCAACGACACCAUGACCAUCGUCGGUGCCUCAACUGGCAUGAAGGGGCCCAUCAUGAGCGUGAUCUCUGGCAAGGCCGCAAAACCAGCCCCUAAGCCUCUACAAGGCUCAGACCUGGCAGAGUUUAAGGAAGCUGUCGACGGCAGCAAUCUCAACAAGAUCGAGCUCUCGAAGGCUCUGAAGAAGAGAUUCCCAAAACACACCAACGAUACCAUCAAGGCAACCUUGUCAAGUUGCUUCGCCCGAGUCGGUCAACACGAAGCCGACAAAGUCUGGAAAGCCGUUGCUUCAUGAACUACCAUACCCCUAUAACGACCUUUUGCUCAUCGCCUUUCUUUGCUUUUCUCUUCUUCUUCAACGACACAUUACAAUGCCGCAUUUGCUUUUAACACUGGAGCGUUGUUUUUGGAGCGACAUACCUGUAUCGAGACGGUAUACUUUGUUUACUGGUUGGUGUACUGGUACGAGGACUGUCACCAUCCACUAAGAGGCCGAAUUCACUGCUCGAGCUUUCUGACCGAUUCCGACACACCUGUUAUGGGCAUGUCGAGAGGUUAUUGUUACUCAUUCGAUGGCUGUUUGUGGAACGGACAAGGGACCAAGUUAGUUUCCGAUAGCAUGCUCUCUGGGAAAGCAUGUUCAUAGACGAUCACAUAAUUCAAAGUGCUCACAACCCU